UGCAACUUAAUCAGACUUUUUAAUCAAUGUAUUAUGCGUCAUCUCUUCCUCUGCCUCGCUGUCGAGACGCAUUUCGCCUUUUCCUCUCGCUUCGCGUUUGUCCCUCGGUGGGAUCCGUAGGUCGUCCGGGAAAAAAAAAAAGAAGAAGAAAAAAAAAAAAGAAAAAGGCAACGGCCGAGAGCGAGACGGCUGCUGCUGGUGCUGCUGCUGCUGAUGUACCGCUGGCUCAAAAAUGGAGAGCGACACCACUGUCCGAAGAAUAAAAUCCUUCGGGACACAACAUUAUGCUGCUCAAAACAACGACAGACCCCAGGGCCAAUGCGGGGAUAACGGCUACAACGGUGACCCGAAGAGGAAGCCUGAAGUGAGCCUCUACUUGCUGCGGGAAGGGCUGGCGGCUUCCCUGGUCUCUGUGUUUAUUUUGGUGCUAUGGGGACUCGUUCAUUUAUCGUUGCAGCAGCUUGUCAUUGGGAAGCCGACCGGCGAGUUCAAUGCAGUUAGAGCUAGACAGCACUUGGAGAGGAUCACCAGCGUGGGCCCGCGGCCAGUGGGCAGCCAGGAGAACGAGGUCCUGACGGUGGGCUACCUGUUAGAGCAGAUCGAGAACAUCCGACUCCAGACGGCAGCAGGCCCCCAUCAGCUCACUGUGGACGUGCAGCGUCCAACGGGCUCCUUCUCCAUUGACUUUCUCGGAGGCUUCACCAGCUACUAUGAUCACGUCACUAACAUUGCCGUCAGGGUGGAGCCCAAAGGCGGCGCGCAACACCUCAUGCUCGCAAACUGCCACUUUGACACUGUGGCCAACAGCCCAGGUGCCAGUGAUGACGCAGUGAGUUGUGCAGUGAUGUUGGAAGUCCUCCAUUCUCUAGCCAACCAGUCCACUCCUCUUCACCACGGAGUUAUCUUCCUUUUUAAUGGGGCAGAGGAAAACAUACUGCAGGCCAGUCACGGUUUUAUUACGCAGCAUCCCUGGGCCAAACAGGUGCGGGCCUUUAUUAACUUGGAGGCCGCAGGUGUCGGGGGCAAGGAGGUCGUCUUCCAGACAGGUCCAGAGAACCCGUGGCUGGUCCAGGCAUAUGUUCAUGCAGCCAAACACCCCUUUGCAUCUGUGGUCGGCCAGGAGGUCUUUCAGAGUGGCAUCAUCCCAUCUGACACUGACUUCCGCAUAUAUAGGGACUUUGGUAACAUCCCAGGCAUUGAUCUGGCGUUCAUUGAAAACGGUUUCAUCUACCACACCAAAUAUGACACGGCUGACAGGAUCCUGACAGACUCGAUACAGAGAGCCGGUGACAACAUCCUGGGAGUGCUGAAGUACCUGGCAAUGUCAGAGAAGCUGGCCGAUUCCUCGGAGUAUCGUCACGGCAACAUGGUGUUUUUUGACCUGUUGGGGGUCGUUGUAGUGGCUUACCCAGCCCGUGUUGGCACCAUCCUCAACUACAUGGUGGCCACAGCCACCUUCCUCUAUCUGGCCAAGAAAGCUUCCCUGCCCGGCAACAGGGGUGGGCGCUAUGUUCGAGAACUGGCCGGCGCCACCUGCGUAGCGCUGCUGAGCUGGUUAAUCACCCUCCUGUCGGUGCUGAUCGUAGCUCUGCUCGUCACCCUGCUGGGCCGCUCCAUGUUUUGGUACAACCAUUUCUACGCCUGCAUCUGCCUGUACGGAGCCGCGGCCACCGGCAAGAUGAUCCUCGUCCACACGCUGGCCAAGAACUUGUACUACGGGGGAGUCCGUCUGGUGGAGCUGGGGGAUCUCUACUUCGACGUGAGCUUGCUGCUGUGGUGCUGCAGCCUGGUGUGGCUGACCCAUCAGGGCCUGUGUUCGGCCUACGUACCCAUGCUGAUGGUAGCUUUCCCCCUGGCCACCAGACUGCUGCUGGCCAAAGAAUUUAAACACAGAGGAGCAUCUUUGAAGUACAGCGUGCUCUACCUGUUGGGCCUGGCGUUACCAUACGUCCACUUCAUGUUCCUCAUCUGGGUGGUGUUUGAGAUUUUCACACCCAUCAUGGGCCGCAGCGGUACAGAGAUCCCCCCGGAGGUGGUGCUGGCCUCCUUGGUCACCCUGGCAACCAUCUUCCUCUCCUCUUUUUUUCUGCAUUUCAUUUACCUGGUACGGAGCAGUAAGUGGAUCCUGACCGGCCUUGGCUCAGUCUUCAUCAUCAUGUUCCUGUUGGUGUCCUCCGGCCUCUUCUUUCCUUAUUCAGGCAGCCAGGACAGCCCGCGACCAAAGAGAGUCUUCCUGCAGCAUACAACGCGGACCUUCCACAAUCUCCAGGGCCAGGUGGAGAGCCGAGACUCGGGUCUUUGGAUAAACAGCUUUGAUUUCACGGGAAUACAGCACGUCACACCCCACAUCCCCGAGAUCAACGACAGCGUUCGGACUCACUGCCAAGAGGACCGACCCUUCUGCGGUUACCCGUGGUUCCUGCCUGUGAAAUUCCUCAGCAAGAAGAACUGGUACCUCCCUGCUUCAGAAGUGUCUCCGAGUUCUCCGGUGGAGUUCAGCCUGCUGUCCAAAGAGGAGACGAGCUGGGGGACGGUCAAGAUGACGUUCAGUGUGAAAGGCCCCAGCCACAUAUCUCUGUAUCUGAUGCCUCACAAGGGGGCCAGCCUCUCCACCUGGUCCUUCGGUGACGGGACGCCUCAGUUCGACCUGAGCGGAGAAUAUUUUGUCUUCUAUUCCCACGGUCUCAACGCCCCUACGUGGACAUUCUGGUUUGAAAUACAGCCUCCCAGAGACCCGGACCCGUCUGGCCCUGAGGGGAUGAUCUCCGUUGCCAUUUCUGCUCACUAUUUCUUUGGGGAGGACCAGAGGACUGCUCAGCUGGAGGAAAUCCUCCGUAGGUUCCCCACAUGGGCUUUUCCCUCUUCUUGGGUCAGUACCUAUGACAUGUACCGAUACUGAGGACGUCACACAUCGCAGCGACUGACGCAGAGGAAAGCUGAGGGUCACGAGGGCCCUAGAGAAAAGAGAUUUCGAAGGAACAGUACUGAGGACAGGCCCCGACGCCUCUACACUCUGACAGAAAUACGCACAAACACUCACACACCAACUCACGCUCCGUUCCAGCCUGCCUGAGAGACCCCCAUCACUGUGUCAGUAGGCUUAGUAGCUAACCGAGCAGGAAGACGUGCUGGAGGCGAGCCGACCAGCUAGCUCACAGACCCAUGCACCGGCUACCGUGAGGCUCACUCCUGGGUUAGCGAAACGAAGGGGUUACGUUUUUUUCUUUUUCUACUCAAUCUUUCGUGCCUUUGCUUUACUCACUUACUUUCUCAGUCCCUUCCUCGAUCUCCCUCCCUCUCCUCCCUCUGUUCCUCCUCUCAUGCUAACACUCUUCCCGAAUGAUUAGCAUUGAAUGGCUACCUCCCCUGCCCUGCUCUCUACUCAUCUUCAAACCACUCCGGCCACCGUCAGACUCCGUGCGUCUCCGGCUUCCUCUGCAAAAAAAAUAACACCACUACCGCUGUCUGCACUGCGUGUGGUCACGUGAGCCGUUCUGUUUCGACCCCCACCCCGCUCCUCGUCUGAAUUCAACUGGAAACUUGGAAAGUCACUUUUCAUCGACAUGCACUAAUAAUAUUACAUGUGGAUAAUUUAUGCAUCGAUUAAUGAGUUAACUGUGAAAAUGCUUGUUAUCAUUCCUUGCUGUCCUGCAGACACAGAGAACUGCUGAAGGAAACCAGCCGAGUCAAAUCAAAAAUGUCAAGGUGUCCUUAAAGUUCUCCUUAAAUGCGGAGGACAAUGAAGGGAAACGUUGUCAUAUCUUAAAGUUUUUGCCUGAUACCUUCAGGAGAAGUGCGUCACUUUCAUUUCAUUUCAUUCAAUUUAUGUGGAAUCCAGGGCAGUCUUGUGGUGUGAUUUAUUAUUAUUAUUAUUUUUUUUGUUUUUUUUUUUCCGAGUCUUGCAGGUGACUAGGUGGAAAACCAGCAGUGCAGCUCCACAGUCGUUAACUGCAACAGUGUCAAUCACCUUGUUUCACACAGAAGUGAAGCUUAUUUAUAUUUGCUACUACUGUAACAACAAUUGUGCUUUUUGUUAAAAAACAAACAGUGCUCCGAGCCGUCUCCAGCAGCACCAGUGAAUGUCUUUUGCUUAAUAAAGAAAAUACUGUCGUAAUGAUUAGUAAGUGAAUCAAAGGAAAACUAAUCUGUCGCUAUGUGGAUGAGUGGUUCAUUUAAUCAUAUCUCAAGCUGCUGCUGCCUCCAACUUUUCAGACGUUUCUGCUCCUGUUUGUCACAUACGAGUUCAGUUUUGGACUGAAACGACCUCUGAAAACGGAUUUAAUUCUGGAUUGUGCGUUUCUUAUCAGCACAUCAUUUACACUAAAUGAAGAUGUUUUUCUUUUCUUUUUUUUAAGGAUUUUGAAGGAUUGUGAAGCUGUGUUGAAAAAAGCAGACUGGGAGCAGCAUUAAAGUCUGACUUUAAAAUAUCAUUAAAAAAUAAAUGUCAACUCCUUUUUUAGAUACUAUGGUAUAGGUGACGUACUACAUAGUAUAUAAAAAACAUAUCAUGGUGUAAUGAGUAUUUUAAUAAGUAAACGGUAAUAGGGAUAGGGAAGAGUUAGCAUGACAUAGCAUAGCUAGCAUCUACGUAGCUGCACUACACAGAGCUAACUUAGCAGCUAAUUUGUGUUACUAGAAACUGUAAAACUAGACGCUGGUGCUGCUGGAGACAACCUUUAGUGUAACCCGUGUCCAAUUUCACGUGGAGCUGCGUCUUUUCGUCUUAAAAAAAAAAAAAACAAGUGUCGUGACCACGACCCAGUCACCGUGACGAGUUUUACACGCUUCACAUUGUUAGCGCGCUGUUACGGCCGGCGCCGCCGCUACCUCCACACGAAUCAAACCUUAAGUUACUAAAGCUCUUGGAUUGAAUGUUAUCGUUGGAAAGGGAGAUUAGGUCCGUGGGCUUCCUCUGGUUUCAGGGGCUUUUUAUUAUACGAAGCCGUCUGUGUCCGUACUGUUUUAGAUGAGUUGCAUAUGAUUAAGUCCAGGAUGACUGGGCCCUCGCCCCCCACCUGCUCAUGAGGCAGGUAGUUGCCUGCUGGCUAGUUUGUUCGCCGCCCUUUUACGUUAUCAAAGUUUGAAUUGGGUUGUUAAACAUUGGGAGAUGAACUGAGCUUCUUUGUGUUGCGCCAAGUGCGGUGUGAUCCGCGUUUGUGUGACGCGAACACGAAGGGAGGCCUUAAAAGUUUUUCGCUUCCAAAGACAAAAUGUUUACCGUAGUGGACGUCUCGGUGGUCUUAAAAACUCUCAAGUGCCACGUCGUGCAGCAUUUCUAUGUGUAUUUUGUCCUGGAAGGUUUAAAGCUAAAACAGCUCAGCCUUCGAACAGGUGUGCUCUUUAUUCUUUAUGCACUGGAUGAGGAGGAGGGGAGAAAAAAAGUAAAAGUCACAGAUGAUUUAAAGAGGAUGUAAAGUCCACUCGGUAGCUGCAGUAUUUUGGAGCUUUUAAUCAUGUUGCACGGUCUUCCUCAGCAGACGGACUUUGCUCGGUUGUUGCAGAGGCUCAGCAGACGAGAUUAAAAGCACAAAGUUCAUUCCUUUGUUUCCGUGGACGAGAAUGAACUUUCAGUCUCAUCUGUGAAGGAGGAAGGAGGUGUGAUGUAGUCGAAGGCUCCCAGUGGACCGACAGAUGAUUUUCCCGCCUAUUUGAAAUACCAAGACCAUAUCUGCUGUAAUGAAUUUCGAUGGUUUGACGUAAAAGCUAAAGUUCAGUGAAACAGGUGGUCAGCAGCGCAACGAUUCAACAUAUUUCUGUUCUUUUCACAUGUAUUGUGAAGAAUUACUUUAAAACAAAACGUCUAUGAAUUGGUCGAAGGACGAUCCAAUUGCAUGAAGACGACUUUUUUUUUUUUUUUAAUUUUCUGUAUUGGUUGAAACAUGCCCUAUAACGAAAUCCGAACGGCGUGGUACCAGACUCUGAUAAGACUUUGGGCUCGGGAUGUAAUGUGGAUUACCAAAGCAUAUGUCAGGUGUUUGAUUUGCACGCCAUGUGGAUGCCUGCUGGAAAAAUAAAAUAAAAGAAAUAAAUGUAAAAUAGUUGGCGUAAAAGUUUUAAAACUUCCCUGAUGCUGCUGCUGCAAAAAACAAACAAAAAAAAUGCUUCUCCACACCUGCUAGUAACAUAUCACAACAUUAAUAGAAGCACUAACAGCUGAUCGGGCCUUUCUGCAGCUGGCCAGGUGCAUUCUGGGUACUCCAUCAUCAGGUCACGGUUAAUCCUAACAGGGUCGUUGUGUUUUGUUUUCCUCCUGUGAACAGAUUAAACUGUGAUCAGAGGUAAGCAUCUCAUCUUUUAUGCUUUUGAUUUAACGUCUAAUGUUGAGGAGCACCUGAAAAUAAAGUGAAACAUUUGGCCGUGCAGUGCAGUAGAGAGUGUCUAAUAGAGAAAAGAAAAAAACAUAAUUAACUAAUGUAAAGUAAUAUUUUCUAGAGUUUAGAAACAGGAGAAAGGCAGAGAAAGAAGGUUCUUGUUUUUCUUAUUUGUUUUUUCAUUGUUUUAUUGAUGAAAACUGAAAAGCACAGGAGGAACUGCUGUAAACGUGGGACGACGUGGGAGAAGCAGGGGGAGAACAGUAUUCGACAGGAACGCUGUGAAAAGGCUCAUCCUCCACCCUCGGUGCUCCCGCUGUCAGGCUAAAUCUGCACCGAGUGCUGCUAGAGAGCUUCAAACACAAACUAGUCAGUAGAGCAAAGUUGAGUUUAAACGUGGCAGAAUCUAACGUGCUAAUGUGAACUCGGUGCAGCGGCCGGACGACUUUAUGUAGGAUACACGUCUUAAUGUCGAAGGGUGUCCUUCUAUUUUCAUUUUAUACAUAUAUAUAUAUAUAUUUUUUAAAACCGUGUUUCUUUCUCUUAACUGUUCAGUUUCUGUUCUGAAAGUUAAAUGAAGAGGUUUUUAAACUUUAAACUGAUCAUUUUCUUCUUUUUCUUCGUGAUCAAAAGUUUGUCCUUUGAAAUUAUAUUUAGAUUUGUUUUUUUUUUAAUUUUUACUUGUCAGCUGGACUCGUUGUGAUUGGGAUUAUUGGGGUUGAUCUGGUCAACAGGGUAUCCGCCUGUCAAAUGAAUGGGAUGAUUUUACAUUAUGCAAAAAGCUUGAAUUAAUUUAGCACUUGUACAGCGAUUAAAAAAUGCUUCUUACUACAA
Molecule: messenger RNA, 7145 nt
Organism: Mugil cephalus (flathead mullet)
Lineage: Eukaryota; Metazoa; Chordata; Actinopteri; Mugiliformes; Mugilidae
Product: endoplasmic reticulum metallopeptidase 1
Exons: 15
Coding region: 233-2899 (888 amino acids)
Biological process (GO): proteolysis
Molecular function (GO): metalloexopeptidase activity
Source: RefSeq, a predicted model, not a curated record